Suillus discolor is the source of this 1212-nucleotide messenger RNA. RefSeq lists its product as uncharacterized. The record is from RefSeq and is a predicted model, not a curated record. The transcript has a single exon. The annotation marks the transcript as partial. NCBI's taxonomy places the organism in Eukaryota, Fungi, Basidiomycota, Agaricomycetes, Boletales, Suillaceae.
UCGUACAAGCCCUGGGCAAAAGGUGUUAAGCCAUUAUUUGCCCAUGAGGCCCAUCAAUUUCUGCGUCACUCCUCCCGCAUACGCACAUUGAACAUAAAAUCUGAAUAUCCGCAUCUUCUCUCUGCCAUCCCUGCCGAGGCAUGCGUAUUUCCGAGGCUGAAGUCAUUAAGUUUUUCCACCACAUAUUUGAACCUCUUUCUGCCUCGCAUGCUGCACCGACGUCAUCUAUUGAGCGUCGACGAGGGUCUGCAAUCUUUUGUGACACGUUGCAUUGCUCUGGAGCAUUUAUGCAUCUACACUCCUCUAAGCGAUGAUGAUGGCAGCACAGCAAAUGAACUGUCCUUCUUAUCCGAUAGGAUUCAUUGGUGCACACGACUUGUAACUCUUUCUUGUCCAAUGCUCGACUGGGCAGCAUGGAAGCACCUCUCCUGCCUCCCUACCCUUCUCGAAUUGAAAAUUGAUCAAGGAUGUAUUGACCCUCCUUCGCUGCCAAAACAAGAUAUCGUGAAUCUAUCAUUUCUUAACAUCACAAGCCUCUCCUUUCGACAGCUGUUCGAUGCUGCAGACUUCAUCACAGUCAUGCAACAUUCGCAAUUUCCCUCACUGAAAGAGUUCGAGUUUGAAGCCCACUUUCUGUCUUCAGAAGAGGCUGAGCAACUCUUUCAUGCUCUGUCCUGCUGCAAUGCGUAUCGGACUCUAGAAGAAAUCACCAUUAUUUCCUAUGAUAACGAUUCCAUAGGACCCGAAUACGACGAGUUUUUGACACCAAUUCCGCAUCUCCUUUGUUUUACACAGCUCCGAACCCUGAAGCUCAUAUCUGAGAAAUUCCACAUCUACCUGGACAAUGACAUGCUCUUGCAAGCUAUGUCUAGUUGGCCGCACAUCCGCACUCUAGAAAUCAAAGAAUCUGAUCCUCCUUCCGAAGUCACCCUCCGUGGUUUAUUCACAGCGCUCGGUCCAUGUCCGCAAUUGCAUACACUACGAUUUCCAGUCAAUCUUGCAACUAUCGACAUCGAUCCUGAUACCGAGCCAAUACAACAUACCUCCCUACGAUCAUUGGAUUUGGAGAAAUCCAAGCUUCAAAUAGCUAGUGCUGCUGCGGUCCGGUCCAGAACCAUGGUUCAAACCGGACUUUUGAUCCGGUUCUCCGCGGUUCGGUCCAUGGUUCUCGCGCCAGCCAGAACCAGACCGGAAAACGGUUCUCGGUUCUAG